Molecule: messenger RNA, 1410 nt
Organism: Spirodela intermedia
Lineage: Eukaryota; Viridiplantae; Streptophyta; Magnoliopsida; Alismatales; Araceae
Source: the annotation of a GenBank genome assembly
AUGGAGGCUGGUAACGGAGUAAAGGGGCAGCAGUCGCAUGUGGCCGUGCUCGCCUUCCCCUUCGGAAGCCACCCCGCAGUCCUCCACGCUCUCGCCUGCCGCCUCCCCGCCGCGGCCCCUCACGUCGCCUUCUCCUUCGUCAACUCCGCCAAGUCCAACGCCACCCUCGCCGCCGUCGACUCUGCGUCACCAAACCUGAAGUUCUAUGACGUGGACGACGGGUGUCCGGCAGACAGCACCUUCGAUCUCAGGAAGCCAGAGGAGGAAAUCGACAACUUCAUGCGGGUCACCCCCGGAAACUUCCGAGAGGGGAUGGAGGAGGCGGUCCGUAGUACUGGCGGGGCGACAAUAAGCGUGAUAAGUGACUGCUUCCUCUGGUUCGCCGGGGACCUGGCGGCAGAGCUCGGGGUGCCGGUCCCGUGGGUGGGGCUGUGGAACGGAGGUCCCCGGAGCUUGUCGGUCCAUCUCUACACUGACUUGCUCCGCGAAACCGUCGGCGCCGGAGGGAAGGGACCCUCUGAUGUGGAAUCCAAGGUUGACGAUGACCUCGGCUUUCUCCCCGGAAUGGCCGGCACGCGCCUCCGCGACUUGCCGGGAGGAGUCGUCUCCGGCAAUCUCAACUCCGUCUUCGCCCGCCUCCUCCACAGAAUGGGCCUCGAGCUACCACGCGCUUCGGCGCCAGUGAUCAACACCUUCGAAGGUCUCGACCCCGCCGUGCUCAUCGACUUCCACGCCAAGUUCAAAAGAUGUCUCCCUCUGGGACCGCUCAACCUCCUAUGCCCGCCGCCGUUGCGGCCCGACUCCACCGGCUGCCUGGAGUGGCUGGACCGUCUGGCCCACGGCGAGGUGGUAUACAUCGGCUUCGGCAGCUUUGCGAUCCCUCCGCCGGCGGAGCUAGCGGAGCUGGCCGAGGGGCUCGAAGCCAGUGGAACCCCCUUCUUGUGGUCGUUGAAAGAGAAGUUCUGGACCCUCCUGCCGGCCGGUUUCCUCGCCCGGACGGCCGGCCUGGGGCUGGUAACGACGUGGACCCCUCAGCUGCGCGUCUUGGAGCAUCCCGCCGUCGGGGUCUUUGUGACCCACUGCGGGUGGAACUCCGUGCUGGAGAGCCUCUCCGGCGGCGUUCCCAUGGUGUGUUGCCCCAUUCUUGGCGACCAACAUAUCAACGCGCGUGCCAUCUCACACACGUGGGAGAUCGGAGUGGCCUUCCUAAAGAAGACAAUGACCAAGGAUGAGGUCACCAAGGCUCUCCACGUGGUCCUCAGGACGGCGGAGGGGAAGAAGAUGAAGGAGAGGGCAUGUGCCCUAUGGGCGGUGGCACUCCAGCAAGUUCAGCCUGGUGGCAGCUCGUCCGAGAACCUCCGUGCCCUCGUAGCAAUAGUCUCUGCUUCUCGUUGGGUGGCAAGUGAGUGA